AUGCAUUUCAGCUUCUUGUUAAAUGUCCUUAUUAUUGUUGCAGUACCUGUAGCAAGUCUAUUAAUUGGUAGUUCUGAUCAUAAUUUGUUCAAAAAUGCACUUGCUCGUGCUAAAUGCACUAAAGUUCUCAAUGCUGAAGUUAAGUGUGCUGAUUGUAAAUAUGGAUGUCCUGGCAGAAAUGGUUUUGAUAAAUGUAGUGACUGUUAUACAUGCAAAAAUUGUAAUAAAAAUAUUUAUGGACUUGGAAAGAGUAUUUCUGCAAUAUGUACUUGCGAAAAAUGUGACUGUGACAGAGAUAGUGAUUAUUCAUGUCCUCAACCAACAUGUAAUUUUUGGCAGUGGCCUUGGGCGCAUGCUCUGGUGAUGAUUGUUUUUGCUAUGCAAAACUUAUCAGUAGUAAUCUUAAAUGCGACCUUGAGUACAUAG
Dentiscutata heterogama is the source of this 426-nucleotide messenger RNA. The record is from the annotation of a GenBank genome assembly. Lineage: Eukaryota; Fungi; Glomeromycota; Glomeromycetes; Diversisporales; Gigasporaceae.